Messenger RNA from Coccinella septempunctata (seven-spotted ladybird), 1282 nucleotides. RefSeq lists its product as uncharacterized. Gene Ontology annotation, cellular component: transcription regulator complex; nucleus. The coding region runs from base 56 to 889 and encodes 277 amino acids. The transcript is spliced from 2 exons. NCBI's taxonomy places the organism in Eukaryota, Metazoa, Arthropoda, Insecta, Coleoptera, Coccinellidae. The record is from RefSeq and is a predicted model, not a curated record. Gene Ontology annotation, molecular function: DNA binding. Gene Ontology annotation, biological process: regulation of transcription by RNA polymerase II.
GCUUAGCUGCAAGUGUACCUUGAGGUAGUAGUACCUUAACCUACUUCUACGUAAAAUGUCCGUGAAAUUUGUGCAAUUAAUCGAGAAUCGCCCGUGUCUGUACAAUAAUACCUUGCAAGAAUAUUCCAGGAAGGAUGUCACAGAAAAAGCUUGGGCAGAAAUUGCACGAAGUAUGGAAUGGACAGUGGCAGACUGCAAGGAAAAAUGGAAAAAUAUUCGAAACGGAUUUGUUCGAAGCUUAAAACCACUUCCCUUAGGAUCAACAUCAAAAACCAAGAAACUUUAUUAUCUCCAUGAUGCUAUGCAGUUUGUUCUGCCAUACGUAAGACCAAUACAGCAAUCACAAAACACAAGCAACCCUGUGACAACUGAAAUUAGUAACGAGUCAACACUACAGUUCGAUGAAGAUGACUGUGAGCACACUACCAAUGAUUCCACGACUAAUACAGAACAGCAUAACGAUGAAACAUCGCAAACACAAGCCAAGCGUAAAUUGGAAACUUCAACAACUCUGGAUAAAAAGGUAGAAAGGAAAAAAGUUAAAAAAGAGAAAGACGAUGCCGAUACUGCUAUAAGAGAAUAUCUCAGAGACAAAAGGGAGAGCAAAACGAGAUUAGAUGAUAAACAAAUGUUUCUCCUAAGUUUAUUGCCCGAUGUUAGCAAACUGUCAGAUAAAAAUUUACGUCAGUUUAAAAUCAGAACUAUGAUUUUGUUGGAGGACAUGUUAACACACCAGGAACAAAUUGGUUUCUCACAUACGCAGGGUAGUAAGGAUCCAUUAACAUGGUCAGGAUCUACAUCUAAUGCAAGUUCUCCAGGUGCUUCACCUUCUUCUUCUGUUGCAUCCCCUCAGUAUAGCCUAAAACAACUGAGUUAUGAGCAUAGUUAACAGGCUAUGUCAAGUUCUCAUGGACCUACUGACAAAAACUUGUAAUCUGCAAGUACGAGCAAGUAUUUGCACCACAUAGUUUUUUUUACCAUAAGUAUAUUUUUAUAUUCAGCCAAUAUUGAUACCUAAUAAAACAAAAUUAACUUACCUCUGCUUUAUCAUUACCUAUCCUACCAUCUAUCUAUCUAUACUAUUCUAUACCAACAUAUUCACGCACAUAUACAUUUCCUCUGUGAAUAUCUGGAUAUUGGACUCACAAUUCCCAAGUUCUUCAGACUUAUUUCUUGUCAUUGUUUAAAAUGUUAUGGAUGGGCACUGUAUGUAUUUUUUUCAUUACGUCGACAUAGGUAGUAAAGUAGCAAUAUGUCUUCUUCGUAGCUAUACAUCGUCUUU